Pistacia vera is the source of this 1018-nucleotide messenger RNA. RefSeq names its product urease accessory protein G. The coding region runs from base 1 to 825 and encodes 274 amino acids. Gene Ontology annotation, molecular function: nickel cation binding; GTPase activity. The record is from RefSeq and is a predicted model, not a curated record. The transcript is spliced from 7 exons. NCBI's taxonomy places the organism in Eukaryota, Viridiplantae, Streptophyta, Magnoliopsida, Sapindales, Anacardiaceae.
AUGGCUUCACAUGACCAUAAUCAUCAUGAUCAUCACCAUCACGAUCAUACCCAUCAUGAUGGAGAUUCAGCUACGAAAUCAUGGGUAGGUCCAGAUGGGAGAGUGUACCAUAGCCACGAUGGACUCGCACCACACUCACAUGAACCCAUUUACUCUCCUGGUUUCUUCAGUAGAAGAGCUUCUCCUCUUCUAUCCAGAGACUUCAAUGAGAGAGCCUUCACUGUUGGUAUUGGUGGUCCUGUUGGUACCGGGAAAACAGCUUUAAUGCUGGCUUUAUGUAAAUUCUUACGGGACAACUACAGCCUUGCAGCUGUGACAAAUGAUAUAUUCACAAAAGAGGAUGGUGAGUUCCUGAUGAAGAAUGGUGCUCUUCCCGAGGAAAGGAUACGUGCUGUGGAAACGGGAGGCUGUCCACACGCUGCAAUUCGUGAAGAUAUCAGCAUAAACCUUGGCCCGCUUGAGGAACUUUCUAACUUGUUCAAAGCAGACAUACUUCUUUGUGAAUCCGGGGGAGAUAAUUUAGCUGCCAACUUUAGCAGGGAGCUGGCUGACUAUAUCAUUUAUAUAAUCGAUGUAUCUGGUGGUGAUAAAAUUCCUCGGAAAGGUGGCCCAGGCAUCACCCAAGCUGAUCUUUUAGUGAUAAACAAGACUGACCUGGCACCAGCAGUCGGAGCUGACUUAGCAGUAAUGGAGCGUGACGCACUCAAGAUGCGUGAUGGAGGGCCUUUUGUCUUUGCGCAGGUCAAGCAUGGGCUUGGUGUGGAGGAAAUAGUGAACCACAUUCUACAGGGUUGGGAAGCAGCAACUGGGAAGAAGCGGCGUUGAUGUUUCCUCUGUAAUAUCAUUUUGGUUUAUACUUAAAUCGUAUUUCAGUGUAACCUCCUGGCAUUGUUUCAUCUUGCAAUCUGUAAACCAGCAUGUAGCAAUAAAUGUCGCAUCUCAUGGCUUUCUUUCUGAAUAUGCAGAUAUGAAUCGUUUAAUUAAUGAUUAAUAUCAUCCCAGAACCCAAUUGAAUUUA